UUUUUUUUCUUUUGGUUGAAUGAAAAAAUCUUUCAUCGUGUAUGUGUUUGCUGUUGCUAUGUUCAUGGUCCAAUAUUCUGCUAGUGCCGACCAAAAAUGCAGUCAAAAUUUUUUUUUCUUUCUUUCUUUGAUUGCAUAGCACACAAUUCUUUUCCAUUUUAGAAUAAUUAUUCUGCAGAGAUCCACGCAUUCACACACCACACACACACACACACGUAAACACAGACAGAAUCCAUAAACAUAUGAAUAAGUGACAUUUUUUUCAAUCAUCAUCAUCAUCAUUGAAAUCAUUUGAUAAAUUAACACCAUCAACAUCAAUAUUUUAGACUGUUUGUGUUUUUUGUUUUUUCAUUGAUCUGUCAAGAUUAUGUCGCUUACGAUUACGAAUACAACACCAACGACAACAAAUAAGACGACAAAUCCGCCUAGCAUAAAAUCAAUGACAAUCGUUAAUAACGAUAACGAUUGAUAUCAACAAACAAAACAAAAACAAAAAACAUUGAAACAAAUUUAGGGGUGUGCAUGUAGAAAAGCAUAGCACACACGCACACACUCACACACCCUUCACCACCACUCACUAUCACCUUCACCGUUGACACUAAUUUCGCACCUACUAAUUGUCACUAUCUCCACUUUAAUCACCAUCAUCACUUCUUUAUCAUCACCAAAAAAAAAAAAUAGUAUCUUUUAUUAAUUACACCGUUAUCUUAAUUUAUUCAUCAUUAUCACCAUAAUUUUGGGUAUUAUUUGAAUAGCCUAAAACCAAAUAUUAAACACUUGAAUUGCAAAUUUAUCAAACAAAAAACGACAAACAAACAAGCAACAAGCUUCAAGAUUCAAGAUUCAUUAUUUGAAAUCGACACUUAAAUUUUUCAAAUUUAAAAUUUGUUGAGAUCUAUAUCCCCUUGAAAAAUAAAAACAAAAAAAAUGGCUGCUUUCAUUGCCAAACAAAUGAUGGGCAAUCAAUUGAACGCCGUUAAAGAAAUCGGCGGAGGAGAUGGUCCAUCGCCCGAGGAAAAAGAAAAAAUGGAACAAUUGGAACGUGAACGUUUAGAAGCAUUACGAGAAGCGGAAGAACGUAGACAGGAAAAACAUCGAAAAAUGGAAGAAGAACGUGAAUGUAUGCGACAAGGAAUUCGUGACAAGUAUGGUAUCAAAAAGAAAGAAGAAAAAGAAGCUGAAAUGAAAAAGAAACAAGAAGCAUUGAUGGGCGGUGCAGCUACCGAUUCCGGUAUAAAUAGGAAAAAGAAAACACCCGAAGAGAUUGCCGCCGAACAGGAACAAGCUAAUCAAGAUGAUUUUACAAAAUUGAAAAAUUCAAUUGAAACUCAAGUCAGCGAUAUUAAAGGUCAGAUUGAAGAAAAAUGUUCAAUUCAAUGAUGACAAUAAAUGUGGCGCCAUUGCACACAUUACACACAUUACACACACACACACACACGCUGAUUAAUUGAUACAUUAUUUCUUCAUCGAAUAGUGAAACUGAAACCAAAAACCAAAAACCAAAACCAAAAAAAAAAAAAAAAAAAAAAUUCAAGUAUCUUUCUAUCAGUGAAAAA
Molecule: messenger RNA, 1556 nt
Organism: Dermatophagoides farinae (American house dust mite)
Lineage: Eukaryota; Metazoa; Arthropoda; Arachnida; Sarcoptiformes; Pyroglyphidae
Product: complexin
Biological process (GO): neurotransmitter transport; synaptic vesicle exocytosis; regulation of neurotransmitter secretion
Cellular component (GO): SNARE complex; terminal bouton
Molecular function (GO): syntaxin binding
Source: RefSeq, a predicted model, not a curated record